AUGUCGGAAGCCGACGAAGUCGCGGAGGAUUACCGCCAUGCUCUGGAAGACCUCUCCUCGAACAUGAGGUUCGAAAUUAGCAACUUGACCGUGAUUGCGCGAGAGAACACAGAACACGCUUUGGCUAUUGCCGACGUUCUCCAGCAGCAUAUAUUAAAGGCACCCCCGACCAAAAAACUGCCAGCGCUCUACGUCCUCGACUCUAUAGUGAAGAAUGUAGGCACGCCAUACACAUUAUACUUCGGCCGGAACCUGUUUAAGACAUUCAUGGAGUCAUAUGCCGUUGUUGAUGUCAACGUACGGAGGAAGAUGGAGGAAAUGCUCAAGACUUGGAAAGAUCCCGUUCCUGGAUCCAUGGACACACGCCCAGUCUUCUCCCACGAACUAGUUCGGCCGAUCGAAAAUGCUCUUAUGAAGGCUAGAGCCGCAACAAUGCCUCAGCAAGGAGCCAUACCAGGACGACCACGCUCUGCCAUGAUGCCUCACCGGAACACACCUACGCCUCCCGGCAUGCGAGGACCUGGAGCGCCAGCCGGCCCUUUCCCUCUGCAGCAGCACGGCUUUCCCAAUGGUGGCAGACAGGGCGAGGUGCCAUAUCCUGUCCAGCAACAGUUCCCUCCCAACUCCACAACUCCUCAACCACUUGGCUCUAUACCGGCCGUUUUCCAACCGCCCCUUGCUGGACCAUAUGGGUCUGCUGGGGCGGGGACACUGGCUGGAAUAAGCGUAGAAACGUUGAGCAAUGACAUUCAGAAUUUGAUUGUUGCCAUGAGGGCAGAGUUCGCACAGAACCCAAAUGAUAAUAGUGUUCAAAACAGACUAAAAGCCCUGCUGGAUCUUCAAGGUGUCGUGCGCAAUACUAGUUUGCCACCUGAUCAGCUUGAGCUUAUUAAAAACAAAGUAACUGAACUUGCUGCCGUGACGAUGAAGGCGUCAUCAUCCCAGAACUCGACCCCUGUUCCGGGAUUUGUACCUCCUCAAAGCCACCCAACGUCUCAUUCUCAUUCUCACUCUCAUUCUGCGUCUGUAACUCCUGUCCCAGCUUCGGCGCCUGAGCAGAAGCCUCAAGUAACGCUCGAUUCUCUCCUGGGACCAGGAGCAAUGGCAGCAUUAAUGGCCAGACAGGCGGCGACAUCACAGAAUGCCACUCCUACUCCUCCUUUUCACACUGCUCCAAUCCGUUCGCCGCCUCCAGCACAGCAGCUAGAGGCACCAAAACCACCUCCUCACAACCCGUUGUCACUGUUGGAACAGCUUCGUCAGGCUGGCAUGAUUCCGUCUGGGACUCCAACAAACACUGGUGCACCAGCCAUCGCCCCUCCACCACCGUUGCCUCAGUCAAUACUACCGCCGAACAUCUCCAGCAUCUUGGCCUCAGCGAAGGCAGCAGCCAGUCAACAAGGUCUUGACGGGCUCAACAAUGCCGUCUUGAACACGGCCACAUUAAAACAGCAAUUCCGGCCUGAUGCCAUUGCCGCCCUUUACGAUAAUCUUGGACCACCUUGUACGCAAUGUGGCCGAAGAUUCAGGACUGACGAAGAGGGAAAGCGGAAGAAGAUGGCUCACAUGGAUUGGCACUUUCGAGUUCACCAGAGGACUACCGAGGCCGAGAAAAGAGGCACGCACCGAAGUUGGUACGUGGAUCAUCAGGACUGGCUUCGCUCCCGAGAAGUAGUUGAUUCAGAUCACGUUGCUGCACCCGAGGACGGCACAGGACACAGCUCAGAGGCAGACAAAGGCCCCAAAUAUAUACCCGUGCCCGACCCAGCCAGCGGCAUCAACAACGCAUGCCCAAUCUGUCAAGAGAAAUUCGAAAACAAGUGGCUCGACACGGCCCAAGAAUGGGUGUGGCUCGACGCAAUUCUGGUGGGAAACCGAGCCUUCCACGCCUCGUGUCAUGCUGAGGCGACGAGGGAUCGUGAAGGCACGCCUGGUUCGUCCCGACGGACUCCCGAGCCCGUCUUGGGGAAGAGGAAAGCCGAGAAUACUAUUGCAUCGCCCAAGAUUCGGACGUUGAAGACAUCAAUGUAG
Pochonia chlamydosporia 170 is the source of this 2031-nucleotide messenger RNA. RefSeq names its product mRNA cleavage factor complex component Pcf11. Bases 1 to 2031 code for a protein of 676 amino acids. Gene Ontology annotation, biological process: termination of RNA polymerase II transcription. The transcript is spliced from 5 exons. NCBI's taxonomy places the organism in Eukaryota, Fungi, Ascomycota, Sordariomycetes, Hypocreales, Clavicipitaceae. Gene Ontology annotation, cellular component: cytoplasm; mRNA cleavage factor complex. The record is from RefSeq and is a predicted model, not a curated record. Gene Ontology annotation, molecular function: RNA polymerase II complex binding; mRNA binding.